Molecule: messenger RNA, 1956 nt
Organism: Grosmannia clavigera kw1407
Lineage: Eukaryota; Fungi; Ascomycota; Sordariomycetes; Ophiostomatales; Ophiostomataceae
Product: rRNA processing protein
Exons: 1
Coding region: 1-1956 (651 amino acids)
Biological process (GO): rRNA methylation; ribosomal large subunit biogenesis
Cellular component (GO): nucleolus
Molecular function (GO): rRNA (adenine) methyltransferase activity
Source: RefSeq, a predicted model, not a curated record
AUGUUUGCCGUUCCAGGAUGGACGUUGUCAGCCGACAAGCUGCGGGCGGAGACGGUGAAGCUUGCGCCUGCUGACCAGCCAGCGGUUGCACCGCCCUCGGCAACGGAUGCAGCGCCGGGUGACGGGCCAAGCAAGAAGCGCAAGCGGCCAGGCCGUGGGCCCAAGGUCACCGACGACAAUGUGGCGGACCUUUGGGAGCGGGUGAUUGAGAAGAAGAAGAGACAGGGAAAAAAGGCCGAGACGGCGGCAGCGGAGCAGGACAGCAGCGAGGCCAAGCAGCCCGAGGCAGUCCAGCAGCCGGAUGCGGUGCAGCAGCCCCCGGCAAAGAAAGCCAAAAAGGGCGAAAAGACAGCAGUCAGCAAGGAAUCGGUCGAGGAGAAGGCAUCAGCAGUAGCGGUAGCAGAGCCAACAAAGAAAGCACCAAAGGCACAGGACAAGCCGGCCAGGGAAGCAAAGGAGCGAACGGCGACAGCACCGGUGUCUGUCAAGGGUGCAGAGGAAAAGCCAGCAGCAGCCAAAGAGCAGCAGCAGCCACAGGAGAAGAAGGGAAAGAAGGCACAAAAGGGCGGCGACAACAAAGAAAAGGCAGUGGCCAAGGGGCCGUCUGUGGACCAAGCCGGCCAGUCGCCCGCCAAGAAGGAGCAGCAGCAGCAGCAGAAGCAGCAGAAGCAGCAGAAGCAGCAGAAGCAGAAACAGGCCAGGACAGCAGAAGUAGCAGCAGAAGCCGCACAGACGUCUUCGGCACUGGCGACGACGACGAAGAGCACAGCGCCGGCGUCGAAGCUGACGCCGCUGCAGGCGUCGAUGCGGGCGAAGCUGGUGUCAGCGCGGUUCCGGCACCUCAACGAGACGCUGUACACGCGGCCGUCGAAGGAGGCGCUGCGGUUGUUUGCCGAGGCCCCGGACAUGUUCCAGGCCUACCACGAGGGCUUCCGGCAGCAGGUGGCCGUGUGGCCGUCGAAUCCGGUCGACACGUUUGUCGAGGAGGUGCGGCGACGUGCGGGCAAGGCCGUGAACGGGGGCAAGGGCGGCAAAAAGGCGCCCAUGUUUCGGCGCGGCAACGCCAAUGCGACCGGUCUCGGCGACACGCUGCCGCGGACCCGUGGCACUUGCCACAUUGUCGACGUGGGCUGUGGCGAUGCACAGCUGGCGGCAUCGCUGGCACCGACGGCUGACCGACUGCGCGUGCAGGUGCGGAGCUAUGAUUUGCACGCGGAUCCAGCCAACCGACACGUCACGGCAGCAGCUGACGCGGCCAACCUACCGCUGCCGGCGGACACGGCCGAUAUUGUGGUGUUCUGUCUGGCACUGAUGGGCACCAACUGGCUCGACUUUGUCGAGGAGGCGUACCGGGUGCUCCGCUGGAAAGGCGAGCUGUGGGUGGCCGAGAUCAAGAGCCGGUUUGCCGGUGCGGCCGAGCUGCGGGCUGGCCUCAAGAAGCGCGGUGCCGGAGCUCCCGUCUCGCACAGCGUGGGCUACCGGCGCAAAACGGCCGGCCGUGGUGGUCUUGGCGGAGGAGGGAAGAACGGCAAGGCCGGUAGGAACGAAAAGGCCGACGAGGACGACCCUGAGGCUGUCGCGGCUGCUCUCGCCGAGGUCGACGGCUGGGACGAGGCCGGCGGCGCGACUACGGACGUUUCGUCGUUUGUCAAUGCGCUCCGGCGUCGCGGCUUCGUCCUCGAUGACACCGGCGCCGGCUCGGCCGAUGCCGAAGGCUCGCCCGCUGCCGCUGCCAAGUCGCCCGCCGUCGACCUCGACAACAAGAUGUUUGUCCGGAUGCGCUUCCUCAAGGCUGCCCCGGCUGUCGUCGGCAAGCUGGCCGCUCCAGGCACCGGCGACGCCGCCAGAAAGAAGCCCAAGUUCCUCGACAGCACCAACCUCUCGCCCGAGGAGGCCAUGGAAGACCCCGCCUUCGAGGCCAAGAUCCUCAAGCCGUGCGUCUACAAGCUGCGGUGA